UCGUUAGGGUUCGGCCUCGUUCUAUGUAUAGCAUCCCCUCUCUAAUUCGGGCAUCAGUUACUCUAUAGCGAGAUGACGGAGACUACCUCUUCACCAGCGGCAGCCACUUCGGCCGAGGCCCCGAAGAAGGGUAAGAAGGCAGCAGGCAAAAAGGCGCAGAAAUCUGGCUCUGCGAAGAAGGCGUCGGUUCACCCACCGACUUCGCAGAUGGUCGACGAGGCGAUCAAGAAUCUCAACGAACGCGGCGGAUCGUCUCUCCAAGCCAUCAAGAAGUAUGUUUUGGCCAACUACAAAUUGGACUCUGUGAAAGCGGUCUUUAUUAGGAAAUACCUGAAGAACGCUGUCACUUCGGGACACCUUGUUCGGACCAAAGGGACUGGUGCAAACGGUUCUUUCAAGUUUCCCAGCAAGGACAAGCCGGCGAGAAAACCUUCGGUGAAGAAAGCCGCUUCAACGAAGAAAACAACCCCUGCGAAGAAGAAAACGGCUACUACACCGAAGAAAAAAGUGGCACCGAAGAAACCCAAAGUAGCAAAAGCAAAGUCCCCGGUUAAACCUAAAUCGAAGCCUACUCCGAAAAAGCUGCAAGCCAACACAGCCAAACCCAAGAAAUCUCCUGCCAAGAAACCAACAAAGGCUGCAGGAAAAAAGAAGAGUUCCCCGAAGAAAAAGUAAACUCGUGUUUUCUCUAUUUUUCAAAUCCCAGAAGAAUUAGUAAACUCGAGUUAUCUCUUGUAUGUUUCAACGGCCCUUUUAAGGGCCACCAAUAAACUCACUAAAAAUUC
Molecule: messenger RNA, 785 nt
Organism: Cimex lectularius (bed bug)
Lineage: Eukaryota; Metazoa; Arthropoda; Insecta; Hemiptera; Cimicidae
Product: histone H1-like
Exons: 1
Coding region: 73-675 (200 amino acids)
Biological process (GO): chromosome condensation; nucleosome assembly; negative regulation of DNA recombination
Cellular component (GO): nucleosome; nucleus
Molecular function (GO): nucleosomal DNA binding; structural constituent of chromatin; double-stranded DNA binding
Source: RefSeq, a predicted model, not a curated record